This is a messenger RNA of Gekko japonicus, 327 nucleotides long. Its product is annotated as somatostatin-2-like. The transcript has 2 exons. Bases 1 to 327 code for a protein of 108 amino acids. Gene Ontology annotation, biological process: regulation of cell migration. Gene Ontology annotation, molecular function: hormone activity. The record is from RefSeq and is a predicted model, not a curated record. Lineage: Eukaryota; Metazoa; Chordata; Lepidosauria; Squamata; Gekkonidae. Gene Ontology annotation, cellular component: extracellular region.
AUGCAGCUGGUGGCCAGCCUCCUCGCCGUGCUCCUGCUGGUCUGGAGCGUGAGAGCAUCGGCACUGCCAGGGGAGGACAAGCUAUCGGCUCAGAGCAGUAGGGAGCAGUUCAAAGCCCGGAAAGGCCUGAUCCUCAAAAUGCUGGCAGACCUGCUGGACGAGGUGGACACGUACCACGAGACCACGGCUUCCCUAGACCCGGACGAUCCCCUCGCAAGCGAGCUGGAGGAAGAGCACUCGAUACUCGAGCAGCUAUCCCAGACCACCCAGCGAGACCGCAAAGCCCCCUGCAAGAACUUCUUCUGGAAAACCUUCACCGCUUGCUAG